Molecule: messenger RNA, 2780 nt
Organism: Musa acuminata AAA Group (dessert banana)
Lineage: Eukaryota; Viridiplantae; Streptophyta; Magnoliopsida; Zingiberales; Musaceae
Product: CBL-interacting protein kinase 1-like
Exons: 14
Coding region: 1170-2471 (433 amino acids)
Biological process (GO): protein phosphorylation; signal transduction
Molecular function (GO): protein serine/threonine kinase activity; ATP binding
Source: RefSeq, a predicted model, not a curated record
UGGGGGCGACAACAGGGCGGUGUGGGAAUCUUAAAGCUACCUCCAAAUUAAGUGUGAUUCUUGAUUUCCAUGUAGUGCAUGCACUAUCUUCAAUGGAGAUGUAUCAAAAUCGAUCAGAAAUGUGAAUUAUUAAUAGAACCUACCGAGUUAUAUUUCUUGACCAUUUUGUUUGAAUUUUCCUGAUAUUGAAAACAAAAAAAUAAAAGCCUGAAGUGGGCAGUCUUUUGCCCUUUUCCUAUAAGCAAUCAACAUAAGAUAGAUUUGAUCAUUUAAAACAUAUAUUGGGUCUUUUUCUCACCAUUUGACCUCUUUGAGAAUUGUGGUUACCUAAUCAUAUCUUUAAGAUAGUAUCAGACAGAGCAUGUUCUGAGUUGGAUUGCUGCUAUGACUCUUGUAGCUAUCCUUUUCAUGUCCGGCACAAUAGAAGAUGAUAAAAUUGGAUCUAUAUGGCACAUACAUUUAGGAAUACCUUAGAAUUGGAUCUUUUUAUCACAUACAUUUAGGUCAGGUUAGGAAUAGCUUAAUGAGAAUUAGGAGAGAUAUAGAAUUGAAAACAGGUAUCUAAAAGUUGGUUAGUCAAAUUUGGUAGGCUCUAUUCAUUGUCAUUCCUAUCCACAUGUGGAAUUGAACACCAAAUUGAAGGGAUUAAUCCAAACGCACUAAAUUCCAAAGAGAAGACAAGUUUUGCAGGAAUUGAAGCCUUGAGUUGAUAUAAUUCAGGUCUGGUACAUUAUAACUACAACUAGAAGCAUAGUACUUCUGUCAUAUGUGAAUAAUAAUAAUGCAAUACAUUUGUUUAUCCUCAACUUGCACUCACAAAGUGGCUCAUCUAGUUGACUGAUUCCCUUGUGAUCCUUUGACUUAAUUAGUCAUCAUUACAGAAAACCCCAUUAUGGAUGAUGGAUAAAUGACAAGAAUAGUAUUCUUUAUUAAGAAAAGAGAUCAGUAUUUUUCUUUUGAUAGAAUAGAAGAGGUGGCCAUCAUCUAACCAAUGGCUUCCAUUGAUGAGUGAAAGGUUCACUUCAGAGAGGUGGGGAGGGAGAUCCAUCGAUUGGACUUCCUGUGCUUUCAUUGCCAAGUUGUGUGUGCUUGAGAUGAUGGCAUGUUGGGCAAGGAGGAGCCUCUUCUACGUCCCCUGUUAAUUCCAUCCUCCGGAGGACGCAGCGUCCAUGGUGAAGGAAGGACGAGAAGGGGCAGCGCCAGUGCUGGGGAAGUACGAGCUUGGGAGGACGCUGGGCGAGGGCAACUUCGGCAAGGUGAAGCACGCCAGGCACGUGGAGACCGGGGAAACCUUCGCCGUCAAGAUCCUCGACCGCAAGCGCAUCCUUUCCCUGAAGGUCGACGACCAGAUCAAGCGGGAGAUUGCCACCUUGAAGCUGCUCAAGCAUCCCAACGUCGUCCGCUUACAUGAGGUAUCAGCAAGCAAAACCAAGAUUUACAUGGUCCUGGAGUUCGUUAAUGGUGGCGAGUUGUUCGACAAAAUUUUGAAGGGAAAGCUUUCAGAGGAAGAAGGAAGGAGGCUUUUCCAGCAGUUGAUUGAUGCUGUCAGCUACUGCCAUGAUAAGGGUGUUUACCACAGGGAUUUGAAGCCAGAAAAUGUGCUUGUAGAUGCAAAAGGAGACAUAAAGAUUUCAGAUUUUGGCCUCAGUGCUUUACCUCAGCAUCUUGGGAAUGAUGGUUUGUUGCACACAACAUGUGGAAGCCCAAACUACAUUGCUCCUGAGGUCCUCUCCAAUCGAGGUUACGAUGGCUCGAGGUCAGAUAUCUGGUCUUGUGGUGUCAUCCUCUAUGUCAUCCUCACUGGCUUUCUCCCUUUCGAUGACCGGAAUCUCGCUGUUCUUUAUCAGAAGAUCUCGAAGGGAGAAACCGAGAUCCCCAAGUGGCUCUCUCCUGGUGCUCAAAACAUUUUGAAAAGAAUUCUUGAUCCAAAUCCUAUAAUGCGAAUAAAUAUGGCGGGAAUCAAAGCAGAUGACUGGUUCAAGCAAGAUUAUGCACCUAUUGUUCCAAAUGAUGAUGACGACGACAAAGAUGUAGAUAGUCUUUAUGCUUCUCUUUGCAUUAAAGAGCAUAAUGUGCCAGAUGAAGAUAGAACUUCGUCUAGUCAUAUCAAUGCAUUUCAGCUGAUUGGAAUGUCUUCAUCACUUGACCUUUCUGGAUUCUUUGAGAACGAGGAUGUAUCCGAAAGGAAAAUUAGGUUCACAUCGAACCAUGCACCAAAACAUCUGUUCAACAAGAUUGAGGACAUUGCUACAGAAAUGGGGCUUCAGGCUCACAGGGGACCUGGCAAAUUGAAAGUUACCCAGAAGCACAACCCAAAGAGCCCCGGGAGCACUGGCUCACUCUCUGUUGCUGCAGAGGUGUUUGAGCUGAGUCCAUCUUUGUAUGUUGUGGAACUGAGGAAGUCACAAGGUGAUUCUUCAUUGUACAGAAAGAUGUGUGCAAAGCUAUCAGAGAAUUUGGGUGACUGUUAGGGACAACAGCAGCUUUAGGAGGCCAAGAUGUCAGCAGCCAUGAAGGGGAGGUGCCUCCUGCUGUGUUGUAACCCAAUGAGGGUUUGUAGCAUUAGGUGCAGGAGGAAUGUAUGCUUGGAAUAACUGAAAAAGUGUAGAUAAGAAAGCAUCCUUUGGAGGAUGUUGUGAAGGGCUUGUGUUGGAUACGGUGAGUAUGAUUUUCUUUUUUCCCUCUCUCUUCUUUUUAACAGUUGUCCUCCGCAAAGAGGGGAAGAGUUCGCAUAAAAAAAUAUUUGUAUUAUGCUCCUCGGUAGCGAGGAGAUUCAUUCA